Messenger RNA from Mauremys mutica (yellowpond turtle), 4892 nucleotides. It is a transcript of the gene SOCS7, whose product is annotated as suppressor of cytokine signaling 7. Lineage: Eukaryota; Metazoa; Chordata; Testudines; Geoemydidae. Gene Ontology annotation, molecular function: 1-phosphatidylinositol-3-kinase regulator activity. The record is from RefSeq and is a predicted model, not a curated record. The transcript is spliced from 10 exons. Bases 1 to 1779 code for a protein of 592 amino acids. Gene Ontology annotation, cellular component: phosphatidylinositol 3-kinase complex. Gene Ontology annotation, biological process: intracellular signal transduction; phosphatidylinositol phosphate biosynthetic process.
AUGCAGCGGGCCGAGCUCCGGGAGGGGGAGGCGGCGGCAGCAGCGGCGGCGGCGGCCUCGUACCGGGUGCUCAGCCGCCUGCUGGGCUAUGGGGCCGGGCCGCAGCCGGGCGGCGGCUCCAAGGGCCCCGCUGAGGAGGGCGGCGCGGCGGGGGGGUCGCCGCCGCCGCCGCUGAGGGGCUCCCGCCCGCCGCCGCAGCUCAUGGUGUUCCGCAACGUGGGGCGGCCGGGGGAGGGGGGCGGCCCGGCGGGCCCGGGCGGGGACGGGCCCGGCCCCUCGGAGCUGCUCUGCCCGCGGCACCGCUGCGCCCUGGAGCCCAAGGGGGACCCGCGCUGGGGGGGGCUCCCGCCGGCCGGGCUGGAGCUGCAGCUGGCGGCGCUGGAGCUGCAGCGCGGGAAGGGGCCCGGCGGCUGCCCCUGCCUCGGCCUGCUGCCCGCGCCGGGCGGCCCGGCCGCCGAGGAGACCAGCGACGCGCUGCUGGUGCUGGAGGCGCUGGAGCCCGACGAGGCCGAGAGCGGCUCCGAGGAGGAUCUGGGCAGCCCGGGCCGGGCCGGGGCCGGCGUGGGAGGGAGGUCGGGGGGCCGGGCCCAGCCGCCGCCGCCGCCCCCUCCUGCCGCGCCGCCCGGGGCAGGCGGCCCCGCCGCUAGGAAGGGCUCGCUCAAAAUCCGCCUCAGCCGCUUCUUCCGCACCAAGAGCUGCAGCGGCUCCUCGGCCGGGGGGGAGCCCGCCGCCGGCAGGAGGCGCUCGGGGGAGCUGCCCGCCUCGGCUGGGAGCCUGACCGACGUGUCCAGCCCCAGGGGCCGGGAGCAGGACUCGGGCAGGAAACCCCGAUUGACAAGAACUCAAAGUGCCUUUUCUCCGGUUGCUUUCAGCCCCCUCUUCACAGGUGAAACUGUGUCACUAGUGGAUGUGGACAUCUCCCAGCGAGGACUGACCUCGCCUCACCCUCCGACUCCUCCACCUCCGCCACGGAGAAGCCUCAGCCUGCUAGAUGAUAUCAGUGGGACGCUGCCUACAUCUGUUCUAGUGGGUCCGAUGGGGUCUUCCCUGCAGUCUUUCCCUCUGCCUCCGCCUCCUCCACCCCAUGCCCCAGAUGCAUUUCCCCGGAUCGUCCCAUUCAGACCGACAGAGGCAGUGAACAGCCAGACCACCCAGCAUCUUCACUGUCCUCUCUACCGACCAGACUCGAGCAGCUUUGCCGCUAGCUUGCGAGAACUGGAAAAGUGUGGUUGGUACUGGGGACCAAUGAACUGGGAAGACGCAGAAAUGAAGCUGAAGGGGAAACCAGACGGAUCCUUCCUGGUACGAGACAGUUCCGACCCUCGUUACAUCCUGAGCUUAAGCUUUCGAUCACAGGGCAUCACCCAUCACACCAGAAUGGAGCACUACAGAGGAACCUUCAGUCUGUGGUGUCACCCCAAAUUUGAGGAUCGCUGCCAGUCUGUGGUGGAGUUUAUAAAGAGAGCAAUCAUGCACUCGAAAAACGGGAAGUUCCUUUACUUCCUGCGAUCCAGGGUUCCAGGUCUCCCUCCAACGCCUGUCCAGCUCCUGUAUCCUGUCUCCAGGUUCAGCAACGUCAAAUCCCUCCAGCACCUUUGCCGCUUCCGGAUCAGGCAACUUGUCCGCAUAGACCACAUUCCAGAGCUCCCACUGCCCAAGCCUUUGAUCUCCUACAUCCGGAAGUUCUAUUACUACGACCCCCAAGAGGAGGUGUAUCUGUCGCUGAAGGAAGCUCAGCUGAUCUCAAAACAGAAGCAGGAGACUGAAUCCUUGACGUAGCGAGGCUGCCUCGCCCAUCUUGUCAUUGUCACAGACGGAAUUUGCUUGCUGAGAUCCUGUAGCAAAGAGCCUAAGCAAAGCUACAGCAGAAAGGAGGCGCAGGAAGGGGGAAGCCUGCCUCUGCAGUAGUGACUUCUGCUUGCAAGCUCUUUUGUCCUCUGAAGAGGCUUCAGGACUCCUAAGAAGCACAGCAGAAUGGAAAUUGGAGCUCUGGCUCCUGGCUUGGGGAUGGAGCCUUUGACAGCAAGUGAACUGGAUCCCAGACUCCUCGCAGAACGGAGAAUGUCAUGGCACUGUUUAUGAUUUAUGUUUUUAUUUUUGAUGUUUCCAUUUCUCAGCAUGGGAAAUAUUGUCUUUAAGAGCAGCUGGAUUUUUACACCGCAGAUUCAAGGGUGAGGGAAGAAAGGGAUCUCGCUGCAAGAUCAUCCAAUCCAGCCAUCCUGGUAAAACUGCUCUUUGGCUACCAUCCAUGUGGCUGUGGCCAAAGAACUGCUGAGAAGGAAAAUGGGCCAGAUUCGUGUGCAGCUAUGUAGAAUAAUUGGGGGUGGGAGGGAGGAGAGGCGCUAGCGCUCUAAACAGUGCAGCUUCGUAGAUCCUGUGCUUUCUAGGAGACGGUGCAAGAGCCCAGCCCAGCCUGGAGUAGCCGAGUGAUCCUGUGCGCUUUCACAUCCUAUCCAAGGAGGGGAACUGUGUGUGGUCCAUUCAAAUGUUGUGAAGCCUUCUGCCAGUGGAAUAGCUUGUAGCAUUGAGGGCCAAGAGGCUAUCAGCCACCCAGCAAAUGCCAGAAGAUCUAGCCCAAGAGUUUUUUGGGCUAAAGUCCUUUACAGUUCCUCCUGUGAUAGCUGUGGAAUCUGGCAAAGCUGUUGUCUAAAUUCCAGCAAUCCCUGAGCCAAGGGCAUUCCUGCCUCACUGAAGCAAUCUCAGCACUGCAGAGCCAUGGGGAGUUUUGUUAUGGCCUCUGUGCUGGCUAUGCCCAAAAGCUGUGAAUGAAAUGGCUUUUUAAUCAAAGGAGCAGUGUCGAAUCCUGACAACUAAUUGCGAACGCUGUUGUGGGACAUCUCUCUGACUCAACAGAUGGGGAACAAAUUUUUGACCCUGACCGUGGGUUAGGUGGGAUGAUCCCAACGUAAUUGGAGACGGCUUCCUGAUCUUCCUGUGAGGGUGAUGCUCUGUAUUUCUAGCCUUUCUGGUAACGAACUAGAACAUGAUCUGGGAGUAUUGCAGCACAGAACAAUUCCUGCAGAUGGGGCCAGUAACAGGAGAGCUAAAACAGUGUUGCUUCUACUGUAUUUGCCAUGUGGCUCCUACAUUUUCCAUGGCUUACUGCAUUUUGCGCUAGUAAUAGCCCUCUCAUCUCAAGGAGCCUGGUCUGCUGCUGUCUUCACAGCUGCUAAGGAGUUGUUUUCAUAGCAAAAUGUAGUGUCUGCCCUUUGGUGGGGAUGAGACACUUCUAAGGAGGGAUCUCGCGUCCUGUAUAGUUAAACUAAAAAUUCCUCUCAACGUGACUGCUGCCCACCUUCCCUCCCAGCAGCGUGGUGAUCUGGAAGUUGUGAUGUUUGUGUCUGGCACUCGGGCUGUGAUCUAACCUGGCAGUCCUUUCGCCGAGUUCUGAGUGUCCCCUACGUUGGAUGUAGCAGUUCAUGAGCCUUUAGGAUUCACACCGUUCCUUAAGGAAUGAUGUACAUAUUGAGGUUAGAGAGUAGCAUGAAAUCUGCCUCGCUCUCUGCAAAGAGCUCCUACAGAGCGGGCCGGAGGCCAGGGCUCUUCCUUUUCUGUGUAAAUGAGAACAGCUUAACUUCCGGAUGAAGCCACAACAAGGCUUAAGCAGUCUCUAGAAAUACCUCAUCUGAAAAAAUUUGCUACUGAAUCUGCAGCCUGUUGGUGGUUACCUAUUUGGGCAGGGGGUAGCAGAGAGGGAUGAAUACCCUCUUAGACUGGUCAUUUACAGAACAUCUACACUACCCCCUCUCCAAAAAACAAAACAAAACAAAAAAUAUCCCAACACACGACUGCAAGUCUCGGAGCCUGAGUCAAGCUAUGGAGGCUGAAAAUAGCAGUGUAGAUGUUCCUUCUUUGUGCUGGAGUUCAAGCCCCAAGACCCACCUCUCUGGCCAGGUUUCAGAGCCCAAGCAGGAACGUCUGUUGCUAUUUUUAGCCCUGUAACGCAAGCCAGAGCCAGUUGAUCUGGGCUCUGAGACUCGCUACUUUGGGUUUUAUUGCAGUGUAGACAAAGCUGUAGCAUGUCUUGUUCUCUUGUGAAAUCUGGGCUCUUUAGGUCCAUAGCACAACAUGGCCCACCAGCAAGGCCUCCAGAAGUUUAAUCUCUCUCUCAUAAACCCUACGUCCCCCCACCAGCCGGAGAUUUGCAGUUCACAUACAGUCAUGGGCCUGGUUAAGAUUAAGGAGCGCACAGCAAAUUGGGACGAAUGAGCCACAGGUUGAAAAUCCAGCCGUGCCGCUUGGAUGCACAAGACUGAUUGCGUCUUCCUUUACAGUGGGAGGUGGCCUGUAUGUGACAGCGAUCCCUGAUGUGUAGCCCCUCCAGUUGUGAUACCGCUCAUCCUAGCCAUGGAUUGAGAAUCUAAAUAUUCAACCUCCAGCGAAUUCAUACACUGGAAAAAAUCUGCUUCCCUGGAGUGACUGUGAAGGAGGAUCUGACACCUCCAAAAUGUCUAAACUUAUGUGCAGCUGCAGACUAACAGCUCAUUAACCUUCCCUCUAAUUGGACAGCUCUGUGAGGCACUGGAUUGGGAGAACAAUGCAGAGCAUGGAGGGACUGGCUGUUGGACUCCGAUGGUCCCUUGUUUCCCGCCAGCCGUGGGGAACACCUGCAAUCAACAUGGGUCUGUGAGUCUUGCAGAUCUGCUUGUAAAGAGAGUGGGGGGAGGACCUAUCCGCACCCCCCUUAAAUUCGGAAGAUGUCUGUGCUGUUUCUCACAUACCACCCACCCAGAUCUUUCUGGAGCAGAAAAAGAUUCAAGCUGUCAAAUUGACGCUGGAUUUGGGGAAGCAAGGUGGAUACUUAAAUAGGCAGGCUGGAAAAAAAAGAGGAAAUGUAUUUGGAAUGGCCAAGCACUGAAAUAACCCGUAGAAUGAGCUACUAUCCCUGAAUG